AUGGCGGCCGGGGAGGCGGUCGACGACAUCACUACGAGGAGCACUCCAGUAAAGAAGCUGGAGGCGGCCUGGAAGCGGAUGGUCACGGUGAUGAUUCACAUGCUGGUCACCGCGCGCAAACAGAUGGUGACCGACUACCUGGUCACCAGGGGGAGACCGAGCUCGCCGGAGAGAACGACGAGCAUGCCGUUCAAGAAGAAGAACCACAAGGACCCCAGCUCCCCCAUCGCACAGGGCAUCGGAGAACCACUUCCAAGGUCGCAAAGUCACAAGAAGUGGGAGUUGGAGCCUCAGUCAUGUCCUCAUGGGCCAGAUCACCUGCGGUGCCGAGCCAACUCCAAAGCGAUGUGGUGGACUUGCCUUCGAUGCGGGAGCCGUUGGAGACGCCUCGACAACACCAAGGAGACGCCGAAGGUGCCCGAGAAGACGUCGGAGGAUGCGGCCACAAUGAUCGAUCGCCGAGGACGUCACUGCCCGCAGUUCCUCCCAGCUCCUCGAGGACGCCCUGCCCAAGGACCUCGCCAAGUGGAGAUCGACGCGCAGGGCAAGGCGAAAGUGACAACGAAGGUCCCGAGCCGAACGGGUGCCGAUGGAUCAACUCCUUCUUCCACUGCGCAUAUCACACCGAGAGCCAAGCGGGAGGUCACUGGGUUGCGGCCCACGCGGCGGGCGAAGACACCGACUCGAUUCCGCGAGGGAGAGGCAGAGAUCCACGAGAUCUACACGGACGACGACACGAUCGACGAGGACAUGGCGAUCGUGGUCCUCGUAGGUGGCGAGGCAGUUGGGCAGGAACGAGGAGCCCUUCCUGCUCAGCGACUGCGACAAGGGCUCCAACGACGCGGUUGGCUGAUGGCGACCAUCCUAGCGAUGUUUACUUGGACGUCAACGAUUGGAAACACCGAGCUCAGACACUUUGGCAAGCCGGUGGAGCACUGCGUCUGGAGCGAAGGUGACCAGGGUUGGAAGUUCGAAGAACCAAGUACCAGCCCGACUUCGUCAACUCGUGUUUCCGGUGAUGUUCACUGCUUUCUGUUCCAAAAGGAGAAUGCCUAUGUGAGCUGGCUAGCAGACGCCUCGGGCAAAGUGGAGGAGGUCCCCAAGGAUGUGAACAAAGUGCUGCAUCAAGCCCUCCUCGGACACGGCGUGGACGUCAGCGAGGUCUACUCCCCACCGCGCCUCACCGCAAGAGCCAAGGAGAGGGGCAUGAAGGUGGGGCCCGCCAUGGAUCUGAUCACAGGCUGGGACUUCAGCGUACGAGCGCACCGUCAAGAAGCUCUACGGCUACUUCGAGAGCACCAGCCAACGCUAGUGGGCCUCAGUCCUCCUUGUGGUCCUUUCUCCGCCAUGCGAAACCUGUCGUCCUUUAAGCGCAAUUCCGAGGUGGUGGAGCAGGAGGUUCGACGCGGGCGCAAGCACCUACGAUUCGCGGUGACCAUUGCACUGAUGCAACUAAAUGCUGGUCGAGGUGAGCUACACCUCAAGCCCACCGUCGUCCUGACCAACGUCGAAGAGAUUGCGAAUGCCCUGGACCGUCGAUGUUCCCGAGACCACACACAUCGGCCGCUGCUGGGCCAUGGCCUUACUCGGCGAGCGGCGGAGUACACGGAGGCCUUCGUGGACGCCAUCCUCGACGGACUCCGUCGACACCUUCAACAACGCCACUUCCCUGUCUUCGGCUUGAACGAUUCGUGGCAGUGGCAAGGAGACGAGCUUGUCUGCAGACAUUUUUCUCCUCGAACGACUACACCAUGCCCCAAAGACUGCCCAUGGGACGUCUCACAGGUGCAGUUCACUGGUCGCCGACGGGUGUGCAAGCAGUUCGUCGCAGGAGACACCAAGACGACUGAGGAUUCCUGGACAAGCACUCCGGGUGCAGCGGACGCGCGGCCUUGGACUGGCACUGCGCGGUUCCAAGUCCAGCAUGCCAUGAUGCUUCCCAAGCCCUUCCAGGAGUACGCCGACUGGCUGUCUCGUGGUCCUGCGCAUCCCCUCUACCAAUACCAGCAGGAGGAGACCGCUUUUCUGCACGAGUACCUCAGCCUCUUUCCUUCGCACAGAGUUUUGGAGGGGCGGGAACAAGAACGGCCAGGUGUGCCAGGUGCUCAGGAUGAGGCAGACAGCGGCGGCUUCGACCUGGACGAUUUUCUCGACAACCUGGGUGGCGACUCGGAUGACGAGGAACAGCUUGCCCAGGAGGACGACUUGCGUGUGGUCAGCAAGGAGCUCCGCGAGCUUCCCGUGGAGCCGAAGCGGUUGGAUGAUGACGUUUCGGACAUCCCUCCCGAACUACGUCGGGAACUUUAUCGCAUUCAUCGAAAUCUCGGGCACCCUGACCUCCAAACCUUCUGCCGGGCCCUGAGACAUGCCGGAGUGAAGAAAGAAGUGCUCAAGUGGGUCAAGAACAAGUUCCACUGCCCCAUUUGCGCCCGACGCAAAAAGCCCAAUAGUCAUCGGCCAGGCCAUCUUGCCCGGCACCUGGGCUUCAAUGCCGUUGUUGGCAUCGAUCUGGUCUUUGUGCAUCGCAAGGUGAUACUGAACUGUGUCUGCUGGGGCACUCAUUAUCAGAUGGCCAUGAUCCUUCCCAACAAAGAAGCAUCCAACGUAGCCAAGGCGUUCAUGGCAGGAUGGAUGAAAUACUUUGGACCACCAGAAAUGGUGGUAAUGGACCAGGGAUCGGAGUUCGUUUCCAAGGACUUCGCCGACGUCAUUGGGGAAUGGGGCGUGGUCAUGCACAUGACCGACGUGAGAAGCCCCUGGCAGAACAGCAGAACCGAGCGCGCAGGCGCUACACUGAAGGCGGUCCUGCACAAGCUCUGCGACGAGCAGUCGGCCCUCUCCGAAGAGGAGUUCAACUUGGCGUUGGAUGCGGCGGUCUGGUGCCGCAACCAAUACUUCGACAGGUCGGGGUUCUCCCCCUGUCAGCGUGUCUUCGGGCGGAGCAUGAGGGUCCCAUACGCUCUCCUCUCAGAUGAUGUCCUGGACCGCGACCUGGUGAACCAUGUUCAUUCGGAUGACAUGCGGAGAGCGCAGAAGCUCCGAAACGAUGCCAUGGAGGCAUGGGCAGAGGUACAGGAUGAGACCGCCAUUCACCGGGCGGCCAAAACCAACACCCGCAACGCCGACCUCAAGGAGAUUGUCAAUGGAGACGUUGUAUAUUUGUGGCGACACACGACAGACUACGUGGGAUGGGUUGGUCCUGGUGUGGUCGUGUGCCAGACAGAGAACGGCAGAUCCUUAUGGGUAAGCCUACGGGGAUACCUCAUCAAGGCCUCGAGAGAGCAGGUGCGACAGGCAACUAACGAGGAGCACCUGGGCGCGGAACUGGUCAAGGUCAUGUCCGGAGAACUGCUGGAGCAGCUGGAAUCCGGGAAGUUGCGCCACUUUCGCGACAUACGAGACGAAGGAGGUCCUCCGGAAGCCCACGUGAAUGAUGAUGUGGAGAUGCCCGAACUCGCGGCCCAGGGAGAUGUACAACCAGGAGAAGAUGAAACCAUGGAGGCUCCGGAAGAAGCUCACGAAGGACAAAGCACGAGAGUUCCUUCUACACGUUCAUCCCGACGUCCAAGCACGACCUCGGCGCCGCUUUCCGAACUUCCCCGAACAAGCACAGUGGAGGUCCCAGCUCCCUUGCCUAUGCGAGAAGACAGUGAGAUGUUGCCGAGAGAGCGUGCAGCAGAGACGACCGCGAAUGGCUCGAGUCGUGGCGGCGCAGAUGCUCG
Messenger RNA from Symbiodinium pilosum, 3722 nucleotides. The record is from the annotation of a GenBank genome assembly. Lineage: Eukaryota; Dinophyceae; Suessiales; Symbiodiniaceae.